CUGCGUAGUGUACCGGAUGUUCUUUCAUUUUAGCUGAGAAACGAAAAUGGGCAUGCUAAUUGUUAGCCUCGUGAAAGAGUGUGAAAUUAUACACCAUAAUUGUGUUUUCUGAUCUUGAAGGAGCUAGUUAAGCGUUCAACCAAAAACGUUAAGUAAGUAUCUACGGUAUUUCCAGUUAAAUUACUUUGAAUCAAGGUAUUAACUCAAGGAAACGUAGCUAAGGAAAGCAGUUGAAGUAUUCAGACACAACACAGAAGUUGUUGGGAUCGUCCACUCCUAACACAGUGAUGACCUCACAGCAGCAUUCCCUCCCCAAUGCAAACGUCAACCCUCCCAUCCUCGUCCCCCAGAACUCAUUAGCUCACCAGGGUAGGCCUCACAUUCAUCCAAACCAGCUGGACUCUACUCAGAGUAGUGCUGCGGCGCACCCUGCCUCCCACACAGGUCUGAUGGGUGGUGUGGGUUCCUCGUCGGUGGGGACCUCCAGCGGAGUGGCAGUGAAUAGGGGCACGUUGGCCUCCUGCACUAACUCUGCCUCCUCAAGGACGCCCUCGUCAGGACGCUUUGAACCCUGGCCCGAGGAGGCCGUAGACAAUGCUUACGGCUUGUACUCACUGCACCGCAUGUUCGACAUAGUGGGAGCCCAGCUCACGCACCGCGACGUGCGAGUGCUCUCAUUCCUGUUCGUGGAUGUUAUUGACGAGUAUGAGCGCGGUGGCAUCAGGAGUGGCCGGGACUUCCUGCUAGCUCUGGAGCGCCAGGGGCGAUGUGAUGAGACCAACUUCAGACACGUCCUGCAGCUGCUUCGCAUCAUCACACGGCACGACCUGCUGCCCUACGUCACACUCAGGAAGAGACAGACCGUGUGCCCAGACCCAGUGGAUAAGUACCUGGAAGAGACGUCGGUGCGUUAUGUGUCCCCCAGAAGAGGAGGAGAGGGCAGGGAGGCUGCACCCCACAGAAGGACAGGUCCCCAGCCUGUGAUCUGCUGUUCUCCAUCGGGGACCCAGGUGGGCCCUUCCCGCACCAAGCCAGGCCCCCCAUUACCCAGCCGCAAAAGAAAGAGGGCCUACGCCACAGGAGACUGCAGGGAAAAGCAAACCUGUGACAUCCGCCUACGAGUGCGCGCUGAGUACUGCCAACAUGAAUCAGCUCUUCUGGGAAACGUUUUCUCCAACAAGCAGGAGGCUCUGGAGAGGCAGUUUGAGAGGUUCAACCAGGCAAACACUAUCCUCAAGUCCCGGGACCUGGGCUCCAUCAUCUGCGACAUCAAGUUCUCAGAGCUCACCUACCUAGAUGCUUUUUGGCGGGACUACAUCAACGGCUCCCUGCUGGAGGCCCUGAAGGGCGUCUUCAUCACAGACUCACUCAAACAGGCGGUGGGCCAUGAGGCCAUCAAACUCCUGGUCAAUGUGGAUGAGGAGGACUAUCAGGCUGGCCGCCGCAAGCUGCUCCGGAACCUGGUCACAGGAGUGGGGGCAGGGUCUGCAGCUGAAGCCGCAGCCGCACUUGGAGGGAGCAGAGAGACUCCAUCCUAGAAACGCAUGCGUCUGCUGCUUUUAGCAGAGGGGGAACCCGUGUCCCAAAUAAGAGAACUUGACUUCAUGGUGAGGACAGGAGCAACAAAAGUGAAAAGGCUGUUCUGUUUCAGGAAGAAGUGUGAGGGAGAAUGCUGGGUGCCCUGCCCUUUCAUCUAUGAAGGGAAUGUGAAAUAAAAGUGAGCCAAAGCAAGUGAGUCAGCAGAUGUGGAACACAGACUGAAGAGAAGUGUUUUGAAAGUUGAAGGGUUUUGUUCUUUCUGCUGGAAGGACAAUGCUAAUAUUUUCUGCUGGAAGGACAAUGCUAAAAUGUUCUAUUUGUAACUUGUGAGUUGACUAUAAAAUCAGAUUUUACAUUUUC
Molecule: messenger RNA, 1899 nt
Organism: Salmo salar (Atlantic salmon)
Lineage: Eukaryota; Metazoa; Chordata; Actinopteri; Salmoniformes; Salmonidae
Product: death effector domain-containing protein
Biological process (GO): extrinsic apoptotic signaling pathway via death domain receptors; apoptotic process; regulation of apoptotic process
Cellular component (GO): nucleolus
Molecular function (GO): protein binding; DNA binding
Source: RefSeq, a predicted model, not a curated record